This is a messenger RNA of Schistosoma haematobium, 8761 nucleotides long. RefSeq lists its product as uncharacterized. The transcript is spliced from 28 exons. The coding region runs from base 196 to 4722 and encodes 1508 amino acids. Lineage: Eukaryota; Metazoa; Platyhelminthes; Trematoda; Strigeidida; Schistosomatidae. Gene Ontology annotation, molecular function: tRNA binding. The record is from RefSeq and is a predicted model, not a curated record. Gene Ontology annotation, biological process: tRNA wobble base 5-methoxycarbonylmethyl-2-thiouridinylation. Gene Ontology annotation, cellular component: cytosol; elongator holoenzyme complex.
UCUGUUGAUAUAUUCAAAACGAGAUUAGACCUCUACAGUUUUGCAAACUGCAAGGAUCAAUAUAGGUCGAUAGACUUCCUAUCGUUUUUACUGAAGACUGAAAACCUAGGCUUGUUGACCUUGGAAAUAGUUUGUAAAUUGUCUAUACUAUUUGUCUUGGUCAAGUAGUGGAGGCAAAGUGAAAUUCCCGAGAACAUGCGUAACCUCAAUCUGUCGAGUUGUGGUGGUUUGUGGCUGGAAGGUCACAACGUACGUCAUAUAUCUUUGGAUGACUGCUCUAAUAACAUCACUGUUUCUUUUGAGAGAAGUAUCAAGGUGAUUAGUAGCACAGGGAUAAAUACUUACCAUGCUCAAGGCACCCAACAAGAGAUACAUGGUUGUUUUGCAAUAUCUCCACCUGUAUACUUGGUUGCAAGUUCCAAUGAAAUAUUUCUUUGGCAUUCACUGAAUCACCAAAUUUAUGAAAAACUUGAUCUCAACACGGAAUUAAAAGCUAUGCGUAUUUCUCCAGAUCUUUCAAAAACGGUUGUCAUAACUGGUGAUGGUUUUAUUCAUAUUCUUUCUUCAACUCUCGAAACUAUAUCCAACUUUUCACUGUACGAGGAAGGUUUCGGGUCGGCUCUGCCAGUUUCUCUAGGUUGGGGUAAGAAAGAAACUCAGUUUCAUGGCUCUGAAGGCAAGGAAGCAGCUUUAGCAAAACCGACUGUACCAGUCUCAAACACUCAAUAUGAUGAUGGUCGUUUUGAAAUUGCAUGGCGCGAUGAUGGUCUUUACUUCGCCGUAUCAUGGAUUGAUCCAUUAACAGAGAAUCGUAGACGUAUACGCGUCUACAAUGAUACUGGUGAAUUGUUUUCAACAACUGAAAUAACGAAUAUGAUUUCUCCAGGACUUUGUUGGAGACCUCGUGUUCAAUUAAUCACAACGGCUCAACGUCGAGAAGGUCGUGGAUUGGAUAUCAUAUUUUUUGAAUCGAACUCCCAACGUCAUGGAGAAUUCGAACUGAUCGGUGAUGAAUCUGAAAAGUUUUACCAAGUGGAAUCUAUUAUGUUUAAUCCGACCGGUUCAAUUUUGGCAGUACUGUGUAGUGGAACUCAAAACCAUCCAUGGUUUAUUCGACUACUAACUUGCUCUAAUUACCAAUGGUCAAUAAAACAACAUUUCUGUAUAGCUGACAAUUCAUUAAACGAUAGUCAAAUUUCCAAUAUAUCAUUAACAUGGGAUCAUCAUGCUUACAGUGCAGAUUUGUCAGCUCUUUAUUGUGCUAUAUCAAUUAAUGAGUCGUUGCCUAAUGAUAAUCAAGUUAACAGUAAGACGUUAUUGCAAUGCUGGAAAAUGAAUAACGUUUAUAAUUCAUCGUGCAUAUUAACAAAUUCUAAUGUAAAUACAAUAACAUCAUUAAAUUCUGGUCUUGUUGCAGUAAUCAAUGGAAAUACCGUCGAGAUGAGUUGUUUUGCUUAUUCAGUUAUUCCACCUCCAAUGUUUGCAACACGACUGGUAUUUUAUUCAAAUGGUGUAAAUCAAUCUAAUAAGACACAGUGUAAUUUCACUCCAUCUGUUUCAUCUGUAUCUAUUCCUAGUUUAUGGUUGGGAAAUGAAUCGGAUUCGCCAAACAAUGUUAUGCCUAUAUUAAUUCAAACAGUCGACUGUCAGUCAUCCAAAAAUGUAUUUCCAAAUACGUAUUUUAUUACUAUCACAAAUGGAACCUCUUUAGAGAAGGAGUCCUUUUGUAAUGGUGAGGUGUACUCUGAAUGGCAUAAUGGAGGAAAAAAUAUUGCACCUUGGCCAAAAACUGUUGUUAAAAUCGAUAUGGAUAGACUGUUCAGUGAAUGCAACAGCAAUGACGAAUCAUUGAAAUCUUUAAUCUUAACUGAGUUAAAACGGAAGAACACUUGUUUAUUUAGUCCAUUGAGUUGUUUCGCCUGGUUAAGUCUUUAUGAAGUAUUAUUUAUUGGUGCGGAUGGUCUACUAUUAGGUUAUUUGAACAUGAAAAAUCUAUAUGCUAGUGAUGGUAAUGUAAAUGGACGCUGGUUACUCAGAGCUUCUUCAUCUGCUCAGGAAUUUAAAACACUCUUGGAAAGAAACAACAGUAAAUUUGCCAGAAUAACUACUAUUUGUUGUACUAUUGAUAGACGUGUUUGUGUUCAAAUGUCCAAUGGUACUGUUUACAUUUAUUCUGUUCAAGAUAUACUAAAUAACAAUUAUUGUUAUGAAAUUCUACAAAUGAAUGAAUUCAACAUUGAUAAUUUACAUUCUUAUAAUCCAUUAAAUUGUAUAAUACAAUUUCCAUCUAAUUGUGAACAAUUAUUAUGUAUACCAGUAUUUGAUGAAUACAAUUCUAAUAUUAUCCAAUUGAAUUCAUCAAUCAUAACAGUUAAUUAUUCUGCUUUAAUUUUAUUUGGUUUUAAUAAAUCAACACAUUGUUUAUUCGCUGCUGUUUUACCAAAACAACAUAAUACUGGACAUUUUCAACAAAAUAAUAUUAUUGCAUUAAAUAUUACAGAUUCCUGCUCUUCAUUAAUUGGAUUAUCAGAAUUUUUAAUUGUAACUAAUGUAAAAAAAUUGUUAAUAUGCGUUUCAUUAGUAUUUAAUGUAUCACAAAUUAAUGAUCCAAAUAGUCUUUUAAAAGAAUUACUUUCACGAUUGAAUAUUCCUUCUGAAUUGGACGCCAGUACACGUAAACCACCGCGUAACUGGUAUAAUGAUAAUUUACAUCCAAUCGAAUCCGGUGCAAUCAUUGUAACAGCGAUACCAAAUGAUACCAAAGUCAUACUACAAAUGCCACGUGGGAAUUUGGAAGAAAUUCAUCCUCGUGCUCUUGUACUGGCACAUUUAUCCAAAUUACUUAAUAAUAAACAAUAUGAACAAGCUGUUAAAAUGAUGCGUCGUCAUCGGAUCAAUUUCAAUUUAUUACAUGAUUAUAACCCUAAUUUAUUUCUAUCAAAUGUCAAACAAUUCUUACAAUCAAUUGACGAUCCUGAUUUGAUCACAUUAUUUAUAUCUGAUCUUGUUGAGGAAGAUGUAACAGAAACAAUUUAUCAUAAAUUUUAUUCUAAAUCUUCCGAGCGCCAUCGAUCAACUCUAAAAACAUCUAAGCUUGACCGAAUAACUGAUAUUCUUAUUGAUGAAAUGGAGAAGCAUAAUCCAACCAAAUUGAUUGUGCCAAUUAUAACUUGUUAUGCAAAAAAGGUCCCACCAAACUAUGAAGCUGGCUUACUAAGAUUAAAACUUUUACAUGAAAAUGGAGAUAUAAAUACAUGGAAUAAUGGAUUACGUCAUUUACAAUAUUUUGCUACACCAAUUGAAUUGUAUAAAGUUGCAUUAGGUACAUAUGAUUUAAAUUUUGCUACAAUAAUGGCACAACGUACACAACUAGAUCCAAAAGAAUAUUUAGCUGAAUUAAACGAAUUAAAUUCUAUAACAAAUGACUUGAAAAAAUAUCAAUGUGAUACCAUGGAAGAGGCUAUAGCAUAUCAACAAUUUAAAAUUGAUCAUAGCUUGAAAAAAUAUUCAAAAGCUGUUCUACAUUUGAUUGAUUCCGGUUCUAAACACAAAGCGGAACUAUUAUCCUAUGUGAAAGCAUAUCAUUUAUAUGCACAAGUGACUGAAGUAAUACCACAAAAUUCUGAAGAAUUCAAGAUUAUUUGUCAACUAUGGGCGGAUUAUUUAAUUUCUUCACAAAAUUUAAGUUAUGCUGGUCAGAUUUACAUGAAAGGUGGAUUUUAUGGUUUGGCUGCCAAAACGUUCUUAUCUGUAACUAAUACCCAACUCUGGUGUAUUGCCGCCGCGAACAGUCGACUAUUGAAUGAUAAAAAUAAUACUGAUUUAUCUACUGAUCACUAUUUAAGUAAUGCAGAAAUACGUACACAAGCACAAAAGUUGGCAGCUCGAUUGAAAGAUCUUCAACGUCAUCAAGAAGCUAUUCAAAUCUAUAUUGACUUUUUAGAGGAUCCUGUAAUGGCCAUCAGAACAGCUUGUGAAGAUUGCCUGUGGAUGGAUGCUCAUCGAUUGGCAUCAUUAUAUAAUAAACAAGAAUUUUUAAACCAAAUCCUUAAAUCUUCUCUAAGUGAACAUUAUUCUAUCUUAAAAGAAAAAUUGCGUAAAUCCAUUGAUACAUACGAUAAAUUAUUCGAUCGAUUAAUUACUCUACGUCAAAUGCAUAAACAACAGGCGGAAACACAACGAUUUGUUCAGAUGCAUGGUGAUAGAGAGUAUUUUGAUGAUAACUUUUCUGAAUCUGAUAUCAAUUCAGAUACAAGUAGUAUGUCGGGAGAUAGUAUAACCAGUUCAAUGAGCCAAAUAAGUUUGCGAACGUCAGGAUCAAAAAAAUCCGGACGUUCAAUGAAAGCUAAACGAAAACAAGAAGCAAAGAAAUGGAGUUCAAAACCGGGUAGUAAAUACGAAGAAGUUGGUCUAUUACAUGAACUGACUCAGUCAAUAGAAUUGGGUCAAUCACUUGCCAACGAAGUUAUGAACUCGCUUACGGAAUUUUGGUAUACAAACAUGUUUGGAGAGGGUCGUACGCUGAUAUGCUCAACUAAUGACUUAUUAAGGAAGCAGAAACAAGGAUUGUCAUCUAUAUGGGAUGAUUGGAUAACUGGCAAAUGUAUUGCAGAAGAAAAUGAACAACAAUUUUUCGGCCGAAAAAAAUAUCCCAUUCAAGAGGCAUUUUUAUGUUUUCCACCGAAAAUGAAAAGGACUAUUAUUGAAUGUUGUAUGUAUUGAAUGUAUUGUUUAAUUGAAUACAAUAGAUAUGUUCUCAAAUGUGGUAUUAAAGUUUAAUUAUGUCAAACACAUAAUUGCACACACGUACACACACAGUUACAACAAAAAACAAAAACGUUUACACUUUAUUUGAAGUAAUUUUUUUCAUUGGAAAAUAAAAAUAUUUUUUUCAAGAAGUAAAUGAAAUGAGGAAAUGCUUUUUCAUUGAAUUCAUUGUUCAUUUGGUACUAUGACGAUAAUGUUAUUAAAUGAAUCGAUGAGUGAGCAAUCAAGUGAGAAUAAUAUUUUUAAAAUGAGCAGAUUAGAAAUCACUAAGAUCUUUUCUGCCAAAUUUGAAUAAAAUUGAUGAUAUACAAAUUAGUAGAUUUUGUAAUAGUAUAGCUACACCUGGCCAUACUGGUGUUUUAUCUACAGCGAUAUAACCUCCAAAUAGUAUCCAACAUGCAGCUAUUGUACUACUAAAUGCCAUUGAGAAAGCGAAAAAUAGGCAUAUAAGUGCUCCACGACGACCGAUACGACUGUCUGAAAAUUCAUCUCUCAACUAAUAAAAAAGCAGCUCGCCUAUGGUGGAAACUCGGUUUUAUCUAAACGUUCUCGAGUCACUGUUCGGUUGAAAAUUGUAUGCUACCACCAAAUACGAACACUGAAGCAGUUUUUCUCAAACCACGUGCACCAUUCAAACUGGCUGCCUUCAACGUCCGCACACUUAUGCAGGUCUGACAACAGAUAGGGCUGGCUAUGUCUAUGGAAAGUCUUAAUAUCGACGUUUGCUGCCUACCCGAGACCAAGACCCGUAUUCAAGACUUUAGUGAAGUACUACGAAUUCGCUCUCCAUCUGUCGCUCCAGAGGGCUUGUCUUAUGGGCGUUUAUCUGGGGACCCUGUGGCAUCUUCGUCCGGUUUCGCUGGCGUUACACUGUCUGAUUGUAAACUACUGAUGUAAUAAAGCUACAGCGCUACCAACGACAUUUGUACGAUUAUGCCUUCAAUUAAGUACAAGUAUACCCGUUCCACAUAAAUAAAAAAUUAAUUUUGAAUGAAAGGGCUUUUUCUAAUUUAUUUUAAGGAUGACAACGUUAAAUGAGUACAUAAAAACUGAAAAAUACUUAGAGUCGUGAAAGGGAUUUCCAUCUGGUAGAGUCCACAGUUUGUCUAAGAAACAGUAGUAGAAAAUCUACAAGCGAACAGUCGGUCCUGACAGUUUCUUACAGACUAGAAGGACCUUAGAAAUCACGUCCACCCGUUUGUCGCUAGAUGGUGCGAUGUCAGUCCGAUCUCCGAAUUUCGGGGAAAGUAUGGGAAAUUUUAGGUUCCUCCCCAAAGUCAUAUAAGAACUCGUAGUUCCCGCCAGUCUGGGGAGAUAUUGUGAAAAACCCAAAACUCCAAUAUAACUUGGAAUUUUGAGGAAAAACUUUACACCAGUAGGAACUUCGUAGUUUUUGCUAUAUUUCCCCAAGACUUUUUAGUGCACCUUCUCUAAAAUCGGGAGGUUGGGCAGGCAGUCGCAGAAACGAUGACAUGUAUUGUUUCUGCCAACAAUCCGUCGGUAACAAUGCCAGAAUGUUUGGAAUGCGCUUCUCUCCCUCGAAAUGCAAGUUGUUGCUUCAGGACUGGUCUGCGUCAACACCUGAACUAAGGAUAGGGAGUGAAGUAGUCGAACGCGUUGGCAACUUCACUUAUCUUGGAAGUCUGAUCAGCCCUCAUGGGCUGGUAUCGGACGAAAUCUCAGCACGGAUUCGAAAAGCUCGUUUGGCUUUUGCCAACUUACGUCACCUUUGGCGAAGGCGAGAUAUCCGUCUAUCAAUAAAAGGACGAGUAUACUGCGCGGCAGUCCGUUCUGUCUUACUUUACGGCAGCGAAACAUGGCCUUUAAGAGUAGAAGACACUCGUAAGCUAUUAGUAUUUGACCACAGAUGCCUUAGAAAUAUUGCUGGCAUCUGCUGGGAUCACCGGGUAAGUAAUAGUGAGGUUAGACGCAGGGUAUUAGGUAAUGAUGGUAAAACAGCUGGUGAGGUUGUUAAUCUUCAUCGACUGAGAUGGUUGGGCCACGUGUUACGUAUGCCUGAACACCGACUACCACGACGUGCAAUGCUACCCGGUAUUGGAGAUUGUUGGAAGAAAGUUGGGGGCGGCCAAACCAAAACGUGGCAUCAGUGCUUGAAGACACUAACUUCUAGUCUGAGCCAUGUUGGUAGAUGCAGACUACUUGGUUGGGGUCCGCGUGACUUUCGUAACUAAUGGUUGGAGACUCUUGGUGACAUGGCUCAGAGUCGAUCACAAUGGCGUCGGUGUAUACACUCCCUGUCUUCCCUUAAACUAAGAGAUUAAAAUCACUUCAUAUCUUUCUUUCUACGAACCAAUUCUUUCUUCUUGUACUACAUCUCUAUAUGCAAUCUUUCUCUUAUAUAUUACCACCUUUGACCUAACCACUGCUAUGAAUCAGGUGUUCAUCUCGUGCUGAUGCGGUAUGGCAACCUGGACCGAUGCACAUAUGUGCCUGGUCCUACGUUGUAGCUGACUGACUGACUGACAAUCCGUCGGUAAAUAUAGAUGGAUAGGAAAUGAAGUUUUGAUAACAUUUCCUGAGUCUUUAAAACAUCUUAAUGCGUAUUUGGUAAUCAAGAAAUGAUUGAACAAUAUCAUGCAUACCUAAUCUCCCUAUUUUGAUGCUUUUGUGCCUUUUCCCCAGAAUUUUCUGUUGCGUGACGUAUAUUCAGUGAUUUUUGUAUAGACAAAAUAAAAACCGCAUUUUCUAUAUUACCAACAUAUGUGGUCGUCAUUUUUUAUUUCCUUUUGAAAAGUCUCGAUCCUUGCUCCCCCGAGAAGCACAAAGGAUUUGCCUAACUACUGUUGGCAAACGUUGUAGCCAAAUUUCCUUGAGAAAAGCAUCAUCAACUUUAUAAGGUCCAGCCAAUUGUCUCAUGUGGCGUAAUAAUUGGGAAGGUGACUUGUCGCCUAACUCACACUCGUGCAGUAAUUGUUGUAAUCUCUUUUCAUCUGAUAGUGAGGUACGUUGGAUAAUGGCCUGCUUCAAUUGAUCAUAUGGAUUAGAUGCAGGAAUGUUAUCUAUCAAAUCCGAUACCUCAGAUGCUACUUCAGUAGGCAGUAGUCCAAGCACGAAAGAGUAUUUUGAUGUCUGUGAGCGUAUGUUACGACGUUGAAACUGUACUUCCACUUGUGCAAACCAAAUGCGAGGGUUUAAUCGACUGGAUGGAGGCACAUUUAUCAAGUUUAGAGCGUGUAGCUCUGUUGAAAUGCUAUCCUGUCUUGUGCCUUCAGUUUCGGAAGGGUACAUUACAAAUAUACAAAAAAUGAUUACAACCAAGAGGAAAGUAACGCCGUAAUUUAUGUGAUUGAACUCAAAAUUAGUUUCGAGAAAAAAAACUUACGAGCCCACCAGAUUUGUGGUUCCCAGCAAAAGGAGCUUAUACAAGAUAUAUCGAUACACUAGGUUAAUAAUAAUAUACCAAGAGCGUUAACAGUAAAUACCCUUGGUUUUACUCGCAGACAGACACCUAGGGUAUUUACUGUUAACUCUCUUGGUAUAUUAUUAUUAACCUAGUGUAUCGACCUGACUACCCGAAAACCCUUAAUGGUAAGGUUAUUUUCGCCACUUAAUUUGUGAGUCCUCAACUCCGUAAGAGCAUUCUUCCACUUGAUUCGGUCCUCAAGCGACCAAUCUGGUCGAAUACGGAUAUUUGAGUCACGAGUUUUUAGUGCGUUUUUCAAUAAUGUCUCUUUCUUCUCGGGGGAGUAAGAAUCGAGACACCUCAAAGGGAGAUAAAAAUGACGACCACAUAUGUUGGUACCAUAGAAAAUGCGGUUUUUACUUUGUCUUUACAAAAAUCACUGAAUAUACAUCACCAUACUUCCCCCAAAAUAAGGAGAUUGGGUACAUAACGGCUACUGUUACAACAUUUACAGCCAAAUUGUUCAAAGGGAACAAAGCAGGCCAAUAUGACUAGCUCUAACGCUAGAAAUUCGUAGAUUUCUAACAGGAGCCUGUGACUAGUAAGUAGUGCAUAAAUCUUGGACCGCAA